AACCUGACGUAGAAACAAACUCAUCCUGAUCAGUAUCUGCUGGACAGACUACAGUCACUCCAGAUCAACAGUCGGCUCAGUCAGAAAGUGUGUGGUUCCUCGUGACAGCAGAAGGCAGGGUUUGAGUCUGACGUCUGCAGGAGCGUCUCGUGUUCAGCAUCCUGUCAGAGGAACCCAGAGGAACCGGACGCUCAGAGCCGCAGGAUGUCGAGUUCUCUAGUCGUGUGCGAGGUGGACGUCAGUCUGCAGGAGAAGCUCAAGAAGUUCCGCUUCCGUAAGGAGACCAGCAACGCAGCCAUUCUGAUGAAGAUCGACAUGGAGAAGCAGCUGGUGGUGCUGGAGGAGGAAUAUGAGAACAUCUCACUGGAUGAACUCAGAGAAGAGCUUCCAGAGCGUCAGCCUCGGUAUAUCGUGUACAGUUAUAAACUGACCCACGGUGACGGACGCGUGUCGUAUCCGCUCUGCUUCAUCUUCUCCAGUCCUGUGGGUGAGUAGAGAC
Sinocyclocheilus grahami is the source of this 499-nucleotide messenger RNA. RefSeq names its product glia maturation factor gamma-like. Gene Ontology annotation, molecular function: Arp2/3 complex binding; actin binding. Gene Ontology annotation, cellular component: cortical actin cytoskeleton. Gene Ontology annotation, biological process: negative regulation of Arp2/3 complex-mediated actin nucleation; actin filament debranching. The record is from RefSeq and is a predicted model, not a curated record. The transcript has 5 exons. NCBI's taxonomy places the organism in Eukaryota, Metazoa, Chordata, Actinopteri, Cypriniformes, Cyprinidae. Bases 205 to 495 code for a protein of 96 amino acids.